Molecule: messenger RNA, 996 nt
Organism: Chenopodium quinoa (quinoa)
Lineage: Eukaryota; Viridiplantae; Streptophyta; Magnoliopsida; Caryophyllales; Amaranthaceae
Exons: 1
Coding region: 1-996 (331 amino acids)
Biological process (GO): proteolysis
Molecular function (GO): aspartic-type endopeptidase activity
Source: RefSeq, a predicted model, not a curated record
AUGCCCAAUUAUGCUAGGUUUUUAAAUGAUAUUGUGAGUGGAAGAAGAAAUUGUGAUGUUGAAACGGUGAACCUCACCGAAAUUUGUAGUGCAAUCAAAAUGAACAAGAUGCCUCCAAAGUUAGGAGAUUCGGGUAACUUUUUCAUUCCUUGUGCCAUAAAUCGAAUACAAAUUGAUAAUGCUUUAUGUGACUUAGGGGCUAGUGUUAGCCUUAUGUCAUAUACGGUUUACCAAAGACUUGAUAAAGGGGAGCUUUUGCCUACCAACAUUACCCUCCAAUUAGCAGAUAGAUCAAUCAAAUUUCCUAAGGGUAAAGUAGAGGAUGUUCCUUUAAGGGUUGGAAAGUUUGUUAUACCGGUUGAUUUUGUUUUGCUUGACAUGGAUGAGGAUGUGCAUAUUCCUAUCAUUCUAGGGAGACCUUUUCUAGCUACUUCCGGUGCUCUGAUUGAUGUGAAAAGUGCUAAAAUUACACUCAAAGUAGGUGAAGAAGUUCUUGAGUUUGAUUUGAAUGCAAGCAUGAAAUAUCCUAAUUCUACUUUAAAGAAAUGCAUGAAAAUUGACACCAUUGAUUGUAUUGUGAAUUCUAUGCAAGAGCACUUGCUCUCUACUAACAAUUCCCUUGAGAAUGUCUUGUUAAACAAGGAAAAGAUAGGGGAUCAAAGCAAGGAAAUGGCGUUGUAUGAAGGGUUGCUUGCUGAGAAUGUUGAAGGAAACGUUGAGCAAGCUUGCAUGGGAAUCACACCCAAACAUGCUUUGGAGAUUGCCACUACAAAGGAAGGUAAGGGUGUGCCUAUGGUCGAGCUAAAACCUCUACCAUCACACCUUAGGUAUGAAUUUCUUGGACCCAAUUCCACAUUUCCCGUUAUUGUGAGUGCAUCUUUGAAUGAACACCAAACUCGAAUGUUAUGUGGUGUAUUAAGAAACCACCAAAAUGCCUUGGGCUAUACCAUUGAUAAUCUCAAGGGUAUUAGUCCCGCUAUUGCAUGCAUCACAUAA